GAUAGCUGCAAACGAUGACAAUGAGAACUGCCCCAUCUGUCGCCAUAUAGCCCCCUCACAAAGCCGGCCUUCUGCAACCCUAUUCCGCUAUUCCUCCUCCCUCCUUCCUGUAGUCUUUCCUUCUUUUGGUUGGCACACUUUUUGGCCUCUUUUUCAUGUACGGAGGGAUCAAGGGAUAGCGAUUAAUUCCGGUCUCGUGGGAACAACGAUCAUGGACGGCCGGUGCAGCACCGAGCCACGUAAUUCCGAGCCCGAGGAGGUUGGAAUAGCGCCCGAGAAUAACUCCCCGAGCCCGCCCGGCGACACGAAAGCGGUCCAACCCCUCCCUUCCUCCCAAAAGAGAAGCAGCCGGCGGUCGGUCCAGAAGCGAGUGGUGUCUGUGCCCAUCUCCGGCGACGGAGGAUCGCGGCCCAAAGGCGGCGCCGGCGGCGAGGGAGCUCCGCCGACGGACUCCUGGGCUUGGAGGAAGUACGGCCAGAAGCCGAUCAAGGGCUCCCCUUACCCGAGAGGGUACUACAGGUGUAGCAGCUCCAAGGGUUGCCCGGCGAGGAAGCAGGUGGAAAGGAGCCGGGUGGACCCCACCAUGCUCGUCGUCACCUACUCCUUCGACCACAACCACCCCUGGCCCCUCCCCAAGAACCACCACCAACACCCCAAGCCUCCUCCGCCGGCAGCAGCGCCGCCUGUCGAUGACCCCUCGCCGAUCCACUCGAGCCCGCCGGAAUCGGCCGAUCUGGACCAAAACUUCUCCGAUCUUAUCGGAGGAGAGCCGUCCCUCAUGAUCCACGACGAAUUCAGGUGGUUCUCCGACGUAGGAUCCCCAUCCUCCGCCUCGCCCCCGGCGGCCGCGGAGAAUCUGCUUUACGGCUCGAUCUUCGCCGGCGGGGCGUUGGGGCUCCCGGAUGAUUGCGGCGGCGAAGAGAUAGGGGAUGGAGAGGAGGACGGGAUGUUCGCCGGGCUCGGGGAGCUGCCGGAGUGCGCGGUGGUGUUCCGGCGAGAGGAAGCGCGGCUGGCGCCGGCCUCGUGGUGCGGGAGUACCGGAUGAGGCGGCGGCGAUAAGGUGGGGGGAGAUUUGAUGACGGCGUGGCGUGCGCCGUACGAUUGUGGUCUUUUUUUUUUUCCUCGAUAUUUUCACGUAAUAUAGUUUCUUUUCUCUGAUUUCAAUUUUUCUUUUUCUUUUUUUGGGAAUGGGAGCUUUAAUCUAACAGGUUUAGUCGUUUAUUUAAUUUCUGUUUACAUGCAUGGGGGAUGCAUCGGCCGCCGGGCCAUCGGCUUCUCUUGCGCGUGCUGCCAUGGAUGGGCCGAUAGCUUUCAAUAAGCUUGACUAUUUCUGUCACGUGUCUCGACUUUUUCCGCGCAUAAGCCAAAAGCAUUUUCCCACACGUACGCUAUCGCCCGCUUGAAUUCUUAGCUCGCUUCGGGAGGUAAUGAGCGUUAUUUCAAUCAGAAAAAUGCUGUGUUCUAA
Molecule: messenger RNA, 1465 nt
Organism: Elaeis guineensis (African oil palm)
Lineage: Eukaryota; Viridiplantae; Streptophyta; Magnoliopsida; Arecales; Arecaceae
Product: probable WRKY transcription factor 65
Biological process (GO): regulation of DNA-templated transcription
Cellular component (GO): nucleus
Molecular function (GO): transcription cis-regulatory region binding; DNA-binding transcription factor activity
Source: RefSeq, a predicted model, not a curated record